This is a messenger RNA of Effrenium voratum, 1554 nucleotides long. The record is from the annotation of a GenBank genome assembly. Lineage: Eukaryota; Dinophyceae; Suessiales; Symbiodiniaceae.
AUGGAAGCCAGCGCCUCGAAUGUCUACCUGGGGGAUGAGGACCUGGACCUGGACGAGCUGGGGGGCGCUAUCUCCUGGGUGGAGCCGAGAGGCUUUGGCAGCGAGCGCGUGGAGCAAUACCGGCUCUACUUUGUAGACUUCAGCGGAAGCGCCUCGAGUUUGGCCGCCCUUCCUCCAAUGGCUGCCAUGGACUUGCCCGCCGGUACCCCGCGCGGCCAGGUUCAGGCCCUGCACGUGUACACCGCCUCCAGCCUGAGCGAGCAAUCCACGCCGGCCUUUGUCGAGAUCUCGGAUACUUUCUCCGUGGCCUUCAACCUGUCCUUCCCGGAUUUCGACUUGGACUUUGACGACCUGGGUGGCACCUUGACCUGGGCGGAGCCUGAGGAUCAGGACUUUGUGCUGGCCUACUUCGUGUACCAAGCCUUGCCUCUGGAGGACGCCUUGGGUCUGGGCCUUUGCGCCAGCUCUUCUCUGGGCUCGGUGCCCAUCUCCGGCACCGUCUCCGUGAGCCUGGCGGGCGUCAGCGCCCAGCAGCUGGCGGUGGCGAUGAAGGCCGCCCUGGCGCAGGCGCUGGGCAUCCCCCACUCCAGCCUUGUGGUCACCGUCACCUCCAGUCGCCGCCUCGCGGAUGACCCGAGCCGGCGCUUGGCCACCAGCUGGCGGGUGACCUACCAGGCGUAUGUUGACGCGGCCACUGCAGCCUCCGCCGGUGCUGUCAGCAACUCCUUGAACACUGAUCCCGCGAUCUUCGCCGCUCAGCUGUCGACUCAGCUGGUGGCAAUCGGGGUGGACGCCUCAGCCUUGAUCGUCCAGGACUUCGGGCAGCUCGAGGUGUCAUCCAUGACGGAAGGCGUCAAUAUCUCCGACGACAGCGACCAAGCACGCCUGCUCAGGACCGAGGACUCAGAUGCGGACGAGCUCGCGCAGGCUUCUGGGCCUGCUCGGCGUCUUUCCUCCAUGGCCAACCUGACAGCUUGGUGCCGCGGGCCCCUGCUCGGCAACGUCUCAGUGGGAAACUCCUCCUUGGAACUGCCAGCAGAUUUGCAGCUCUCCCCCUACAGCCAUCUGGUGAUCUACGCAGCCUCGGGGUUGGAGGAGCAGACGACCCCUGCCUUCCUGGAGGUUUACGAUAUGAGCGCGAGCGUGUCCAAUCUCCAGUUCCAGGGAAAGGAUUUGGAUGCGGAUCAUUUGGGCGGCAAUCUCACCUGGGACCCUCCGGCACAGCUGGAGCGCGUCUCUGCGUACGUGGUCUAUUUGGCGGAGAGCGCCUUUGGGCUUCACCGCUAUUUGCUCGACGAGUUGCCCCCAGACAGCGGCCUGGAAGAGGUGCCGGCGGACACGGAGCGACUGGCCUUCAACCACUUCACGGUGUACACCAAGUCCUUCCUGGCGGAACAAACCACCCCAGCUGCCCUGGCCUUCUUCGAUGAGUUUGCCAUGGCAUCCAACAUGAGCUUUACUGACGAAGACUUGGACGAGCAUCAGAUCGGAGGCAAUCUCAGCUGGUAUCCGCCAGGCGACCAAAGUGAGGUCACUGCGCCUGAGCUGAAAUGA